CCCAAAAAUGUUUAAUAACUUUAAAAAUAGUUUCAUAUCGGCCAUGGAGCCUGAUCAGAGUUCUACCGGCUGGCUGAGAGAUAAGUUCCCUUACGGGCGUCCUCCAUUCCUACAGUUGCUUACUGCCGACGAGCUGCGUGCCUCUGCCAAUCAUAAUGUUCGACCGAUUAUUGUUCCGCGAGACUUAAAUUUGUUGCCUUGGGGCACCGGCUAUGCCGAAUGUAUAAACUCUGGCAAAUCUAAGUGGAACGAGGAUCAAGCUGCCUUCUGUCGGCAUGUGCUUAUGGAUCCAGAUAAGAGGCAUCCCGAUCUGCCCUACACGUAUUUUGGUAUUUUCGAUGGCCAUGCUGGCUAUGGCGCUGCAUUGGCCGCCUCUCAUCAAUUUCAUGAUAUACUGCACGAGAUGCUGGUGGACUGCAGCGAGCUGUUGUUGCAACGUGAUGAAGACAACGAUAACGGUAUACCGCAACUCAAUCCGACAUUCCCUCAUCCGACCUACUUUCAGCGGCGGGUCAGCAGGGAUGAACUGAUUAUUGGCGCCCUGGAGAACGCUUUCUUCCACAUGGAUUGGCUAAUUGCACAAGACAGGAAGCACUACCGCAAUGCGGGCGGCUGCACGGCUUGCGUCGCACUUUUUAUUGAUGGUAAAAUGUAUGUGGCUAAUGCUGGUGAUAGUCGGGCCGUGCUCUGUCAGCGACGAGCGGGAGCUAGAGUCGCAGUUAGUGAGACGCAGUCAGAGCCCAAUGAGAUUGAGCCGAAUCCGAUAGACAGUUUAGAUAGUUACCCGACGGCCUAUUCCGCAGAUCAUACCCCGGAAACAGAACGUGAACGUUUAAUGAACGUGGCUAGCUUAAAACCACAUUUGAUGCGCCAACAGUAUGUGACUAUGGAGUAUGCUAAACGGCCACAUAUUACGGACAUGGGCAAGCGUAUACUCUGCCGGCAAAGUACCAUGAAAGGCUGGUCAUACAAGACGUUGACGCGUAAUGAUCUGCGCAUGCCUGUGGUUAAUGGCGAGGGUAAACGCAGCCGAUUGCUGGGCACGCUGGGCGUGACUCGUGGCUUUGGUGAUCACGAUUUACUAGCCAUUAAUACGGGCGUUCAGAUAAAACCAUUUCUAACGCCACAACCCGAUGUGCGGCAGCGUGAUCUUAGUCAGGUUGUUAGCAUACCCGAUGAACACAAUGAGGAUGGUGAUUACGGCGUACUUGUAAUGGCCACCGAUGGACUUUGGGAUGUGUCCGAGAAUGACGCUGUUUCACGCACCGUCUUCCAAAUGUUGUCACGUUAUCCCAAGGAGAAACAUCGCUACACAAUGGCCGCCCAAGAGUUGGUAGCACGUGCCCGUGGAAAAAUUAACGAGUCAGGGCAUUGGCGCUUAGCGGAUAGUAAAGCGGCGGCUACAGUCGAUGAUAUUUCAGUGAUUGUGAUUCCAGUAUACCAGUAUUACAAAGAGCAUAUCGAAUGGACACGCAACGACACACGCGAAUUAGAGAAGCGACGGCGCAAAACAGUCGAAGCCAAUAUGGCUCAGGAAGCGGCAAAUGCGCUCAAUGAUAUCGUAGCUGAAGAGGCUAAUGUUGUGGAAGAGCCACAUAUCCAACAGCAGCAAGUGACUGCACAGGUAGAGACGGUGCCUGCACAGCUGACACAAGAAAAGAAGAAGCAGGAGGAUCAGGAACAGCGUUCGAACUGGAUCUAGAGGUAACUCUCGUUGUAGAACUAAGCGAUAACACAUCGCUCCAGGCGGGCCUCAAAACAGUCAGCAACAAGUACAACUGGAUGCACGUGUAAAAGGCACAUUAGAGGACCCAAUAGUAAUAUCAGCAGACAAUAAUAACAGCAGUUGUCUCAAAAGUAGCGGCAUCAAAUAAACAACGCAA
Molecule: messenger RNA, 1883 nt
Organism: Drosophila hydei
Lineage: Eukaryota; Metazoa; Arthropoda; Insecta; Diptera; Drosophilidae
Product: protein phosphatase 1H
Exons: 3
Coding region: 8-1702 (564 amino acids)
Biological process (GO): protein dephosphorylation
Molecular function (GO): cation binding; protein serine/threonine phosphatase activity
Source: RefSeq, a predicted model, not a curated record